Messenger RNA from Colias croceus (clouded yellow), 1346 nucleotides. RefSeq names its product clavesin-2-like. Bases 247 to 1131 code for a protein of 294 amino acids. Gene Ontology annotation, cellular component: membrane. The record is from RefSeq and is a predicted model, not a curated record. NCBI's taxonomy places the organism in Eukaryota, Metazoa, Arthropoda, Insecta, Lepidoptera, Pieridae. The transcript has 6 exons. Gene Ontology annotation, molecular function: phosphatidylinositol bisphosphate binding.
ACCAACCAUUGAAGACAGACGUGCGCGGCACCGUAAUCAGACAUAGGUCGGCAAAGUUUUUAAAAACUGCUUCAAGUCCGCGGCGCGCGCAUGCGUCGUUCGUACCUAACAAUGUUGUUUUGAACAAUAAUAUUUCGUUAUUUAUCAAGUGCUGUGUAAAAUCUGUUUAUUUUGGAUUUUUUUCGCUCUGUAAAGAGUUGUGUGAUAAGCAUCUACUGGUUCGAAUGUUCUGAAUACUAGGACUCUAUGAUGUACGAGUGCUUUCUUGAAAUAGCUUUCGAGGCGGAGUUGAAUACAAAAGAGGACCCCGAGUUGUUGGAAAUUGCUCCAAAAAUAUGUAACGAGAAUUCAAGUACCAGGGGAACAGCCAUCACGGAGUUAAGGAAAAUGAUAUUUGAUCGAGGAGAAUGUGACCCAAUCCGCACUGACGAUGCAUUUUUGCUGCGCUUCCUUCGAGCUAAAAAUUUCAUUGUACCAAGAGCACAUAAACUUCUAGUCCGCUACUGCACAUUUCGAGAGGAAUACCCCCAUCUUCACCAAGAUGUGGACCUGUGGGGGCUGAUGAAGGUCGGCGAUGUUUUCGGUUGCUGCAUACUGGACCGCCCUGAUAUUGGGAGACUGUCGAUCUUGAAGUUUGGUAUGUGGGAUCCCUCAGAAUAUCCUGUUGACGAUUUGGUCAGAACUGGUUUAGUGUUAGCAGAGAUUGGUCUCCGGCAGCCGAAGAUGCAGGUCCUUGGCGGCACCGUGAUCGUUGAUCUGGUUGGGCUCAGCUUACGACAGGUGUCAGCACUAACGCCGACCCUUGCGUACCAAAUUGUGUCUAUUAUGGGGGGCGCAGCGCCAACCCGAAUGAACUCCUGCCACAUUAUCAACUACAACUGGCUCCUCAACACCUUCUUCUACAUAUUCAAGAAGUUCAUACCCCAGCAUGCCUGGGACAGGAUUCAUUUCCAUGGCAGUGACUUGAAGUCCCUACAAAAACACAUAGACCCUGAAUGCCUCCCUACGCAAUACGGUGGAACCUGUAGGAACUAUGUAAAUUGUACAAAAUGGCUGAAAAAGAUUAAGAAAUACAGAGAUGAGCAGUUCGAUAGAGAUAUGAAGCAACUAGGAUAUAUUAUUAAGGAAUAGUAAUACAUCAUAAAUAAUAAUGGUAUUUGGUCGAGUCAUUCUUUGUGAUGUAUUUAGUUUUGUCCUUUGUACAUUAAGAGCUAGCGCGCAAGUCGAGCAAAUUUUGUCUCCGCAACUAUUUUGUCUCUUCCAUCAACUCUAUGGGUAGUUGCGUCGCUGUUGCUCUUGCUCGCUAGAUUUUAUAAGCAGAUGCAAGAAAUAAAUUAUUGGUGCAA